Blumeria graminis f. sp. triticale is the source of this 2751-nucleotide messenger RNA. NCBI's taxonomy places the organism in Eukaryota, Fungi, Ascomycota, Leotiomycetes, Helotiales, Erysiphaceae. The record is from the annotation of a GenBank genome assembly.
AUGUUCGUAGUAAAGCGCGGUACGUAUCGUCCCCCUUUUCUUCCUAUUUCUACUCAUUUUACAACAGAUGGUCGAAAGGAACGUGUUCAGUUUGAUAAAAUAACUGCUCGUGUAUCUCGACUGUGUUACGGGCUCGACUCGGAGCAUGUGGACGCAGGAGCGAUAACACAAAAGGUCAUUUCUGGUGUUUACAAGGGGGUAAACACAAUAGAACUUGAUAAUUUAGUAAUUAAUUCCUCUACAUUUCAGACACACUCUAACACAUUCAAGGCUGCUGAGACUGCCGCGUACAUGACUGUAACCCAUCCUGAUUACGCUAUUCUUGCCGCACGAAUUGCCGUCUCGAAUCUUCACAAACAGACAAAGAAAAUGUUUUCUCAUGUUGUAUCUGAUUUAUAUCAUUAUGUCAACCCAAAAAAUGGAAAAGCUUCGCCUAUGAUAAGCAAAUCCAUGUUUGAGAACGUUAUGAAACACGAAGCCGAACUCAAUUCCGCAAUUGUGUAUGAUCGUGACUUCAACUAUCAAUAUUUUGGAUUCAAGACACUUGAACGGUCCUAUCUCCUACGUCUUGAUGGCAAGAUUGUUGAACGCCCCCAACACAUGAUAAUGCGUGUCGCUGUAGGAAUUCAUGGGUCCGACAUAGAAUCAGCCAUCGAGACAUACAACUUAAUGUCAAGCAAGUAUUAUACUCACGCUUCACCAACUUUAUUCGCAGCCGGUACUCCACAAGCCCAACUCUCAUCCUGCUUCUUAAUAGAUAUGAAAGAAGACAGUAUAGACGGUAUCUAUGACACAUUAAAAACUUGUGCCAUGAUCUCCAAAAACGCUGGUGGAAUAGGACUUAAUAUUCAUCGUAUUCGCGCGACAGGAGCUUACAUAGCCGGCACCAACGGCAACUCUAACGGUAUUGUACCUAUGCUACGAGUUUUCAACAACACAGCGCGAUAUGUAGACCAAGGAGGAAAUAAACGUCCGGGUGCGUUUGCGAUCUAUCUCGAACCAUGGCAUGCAGAUGUGUUUGAAUUUUUAGACCUUCGAAAGAACCACGGGAAAGAAGAAGUCCGUGCCCGUGAUUUGUUUUAUGCUCUCUGGAUCCCUGAUCUUUUUAUGAAGCGAGUCGAAAAGAAUGCGGAAUGGACUUUGAUGUGCCCCAAUGAAUGUCCCGGACUAGCAGAUGUCUACGGUGACGAUUUUGAUAAGCUAUACGAAAACUACGAAAAGGAAGGGAAGGGACGCAAGACAAUUAAAGCCCAAAAAUUAUGGUAUUCUAUUCUUGAGGCUCAAACAGAAACCGGAAAUCCGUUUAUGUUAUACAAAGAUGCAUGCAAUAAAAAAAGUAAUCAAAAAAACCUAGGCACAAUUCGUAGCUCCAACCUUUGCACUGAGAUUGUUGAAUAUUCAUCUCCGGACGAAGUUGCUGUUUGUAACUUAGCAUCCCUGGCCUUACCAACAUAUGUUGAUUCCACCAAUGGAACUUACAACUUCCUAAAGCUCCAUGAAGUCUGCCAGGUUGUAGUCAAGAACUUGAACAAGAUAAUUGAUGUAAAUUAUUACCCUGUUCCUGAGGCCCGAACGAGCAACUUUCGCCAUAGACCAAUUGCAAUUGGCGUUCAAGGGUUAGCCGACACGUUCCUAGCUCUUCGGUUACCUUUCGAAUCACCUGAAGCAAAACAUCUUAACAAGCAAAUCUUUGAAACUAUUUACCAUGCGGCCCUGACAUCGUCAGCCGAGCUCGCCAAAAACUUAGGAACCUACGAAACCUAUGAAGGAUCGCCAGCUUCAAAAGGUGAACUUCAGUAUGAUAUGUGGGGGGUUACUCCUACUGACCUAUGGGAUUGGAGUUCACUUAAAUCAGAAAUAAGACUUCACGGACUACGAAACAGUCUACUUGUAGCCCCUAUGCCUACAGCCAGCACAAGUCAGAUAUUAGGGCGUGUUUUGGCUGGGGAGUUCCAGGUUGUCAAUCCUUGGCUUCUUAAAGAUCUUGUUGACAUGGGACUCUGGUCAGAUAAUAUGAAAAACCGUAUAAUAUCUGAUGGCGGCUCAGUCCAAAAUAUUCCUAAUAUACCAGCUGAAAUCAAAGCUCUCUACAAGACAGUCUGGGAGAUCUCUCAAAGAACUAUAAUCCAGAUGGCAGCUGAUCGCGGUGCCUUUAUUGACCAAUCUCAGUCAAUGAAUAUUCAUAUGAAAGAUCCAACUAUGGGAAAGAUUACUAGCAUGCAUUUUGCUGGCUGGAAAUUGGGUCUGAAAACUGGCAUGUAUUAUCUCCGAACCAUGGCUGCUUCAGCCCCUAUACAGUUUACUGUUGAUCAAGAAGCCCUUCUUGUUGCUGAUACUAACGUGGCCCGGGAACGUAUUAAUAGAAAGCGUCAAGCUACUGGAUUUGUCACUCAAUCUCCUGCACCCCAAUUAUCUUCCCGUCAAACAAAUGUAAUUGAUGAUAGUUCAUCGAACGGGCUAUGUCUAGAAAACUCAGGAGCAAGCGUUGCUAUUACAAAUGAGUCGGCUCCAUUCGGAACAGGCUCAAGUCCUCUAAGAACAGAGGAUAAAAUUGAGGAGGAUAAGAAUAUCAACGAUCUAGCAAUAGCUUCCUCCGUUAAAACAAGUAAUUCACAGCCCACCCCCUCAAAAAGUAGUGUAGAUCGAAAUGAGCCAUUAGAUUCAGAAGAAAAGGAGGUUGACAUUUACGCAGAAGCAGCUCUUCAAUGCUCCAUCGAGAAUCCAGAAUCUUGUACAAUGUGUAGUGGCUGA